Messenger RNA from Ostreococcus tauri, 714 nucleotides. Its product is annotated as unnamed product. The record is from RefSeq and is a predicted model, not a curated record. The coding region runs from base 1 to 714 and encodes 237 amino acids. Lineage: Eukaryota; Viridiplantae; Chlorophyta; Mamiellophyceae; Mamiellales; Bathycoccaceae. The transcript has a single exon.
AUGCCCACCGGGUCCACGAAUGAGUUCGCGCUGCUGUGGAACAACAUCGCGAGCUUGCAAUCGCAGAUGCAUACGGUGAUGGAGAUGCUCGGUUCGCUGGAGAGGAGCGUGGUUGCCUCGACGAAGCCGCCGACGGGUCAGAAGUCGUACGAACUGCCGUCGAGUUCGCCGAGGAAGAAGGUGCAGAAGAAGGCACCCGCAGCGAAGAAGGUGCAGAAGAAGACACCCGCAGCGAAGAAGACGAUCUCGAAGGCCAAGGCGACGGUGGUUUUGGCGACCCUGCGAGACGGCGCGAACAGCGUCGCGAAGAAAUCGACAAAGAAGCCAGCGGUAAAGAAGACGAACAAGACUACGAAGACGAAUAAGAAAACCCCGCCAAAGUCGAAGAGGGAGCCGACCGAUCGGCUCAGUAUUAAGGAUUUCGAAGUCGGCGGCGAGGUCACCGUCAAGGGCGCGGGUGGCGAGGAGUGGUUUGGCGAGAUUACGCGCGUGCGCGCGGCCAACGCGCUCAAGCCGAUCGAGGUGAAGUGGUUCGAGAAGAAUGGGAACGAGUACAACUACUGGUCCUGCCAAAUGUUGGACAAGAUUCAGAUUCGCACCGUUUUGGAAACGCACCCAAGGGGACACUUUCCGGCUCCCGCCGGAGGACGCGCCGUAUGCGAGACAUGCAAGGCGAAGGGCACCACGUGCGCGGCGACCUCGGCGGCUAUAUGA